Molecule: messenger RNA, 1494 nt
Organism: Chelonoidis abingdonii (Abingdon island giant tortoise)
Lineage: Eukaryota; Metazoa; Chordata; Testudines; Testudinidae
Source: RefSeq, a predicted model, not a curated record
UGGAUUUAGUAAAAAUGUAUUGGUCCUUUGUGUUAAUCUUUUACAGCUCAGUGCGAAGUAUGGCCCGGUUUUCACAAUAUACGUGGGUUCACUGCGGGUUGUGGUGCUGUAUGGACAGGAGGCUGUGAAGGAAGCUCUGAUUGAUCAAGGGGACGAGUUCAGUGGAAGAGGAAAACUGGCACUGGCGGACAAGCUUGCCAAAGGAAGAGGCAUUAUAUUCAGCACUGGGGAGCGGUGGAAACAGCUUCGCCGAUUUGCCCUCACCACCCUCAGAAACUUUGGGAUGGGGAAGAAAAGUGUUGAGGAAAGGAUCCAGGAGGAAGCUCGUUUUCUGGUGGAAAGGCUCAGAAACACACACGAGCGACCCUUUGACCCCACCAUCCCUCUCACCCACGCUGUCUCCAACGUCAUCUGUUCCGUUGUCUUUGGAGACCGAUUUGACUAUGAAGAUCAGAAGUUUCUGACAUUAAUUAAGCUCACAGAGGGAAACGAUGAACUCUUUCGCUCUUUCCUGGCACAGCUGUACAAUUUUUUCCCAACUCUCAUGGAUUAUAUCCCUGGGCCUCACCAGCAGUUAAUUAAAAAUGCGGAGGAAUUUAAAAGGUUUGUUCUGGCGAGGGUGAAGAUGCACAAAGAGUCUCUGGAUCUUAGCUGCCCUCGAGACUUCAUUGAUGCUUUCCUCAUCAAAAUGGAACAGGAACGUCAAAACAGCCAGUCGGAAUUUAACACUGAUAACUUGGUAAGAAGCACAUUGGAUUUAUUCUUUGCUGGAACGGGAACAUCCAGCACCACCCUGAACUAUGCGCUCCUGAUUCUUCUGAAAUACCCAGAAAUAGAAGAGAAAGUUCAUGAAGAGAUUGACCAUGUGGUUGGCCGAAGCCGAAGCCCCUGCAUGGCAGACCGAAGCCAGAUGCCCUACACAGAUGCUGUGAUACACGAGGUGCAGAGAUUCAUUAACCUUGUCCCAUUGAAUGUCCCACAUGCAGUGACCAGAGACACUCAUUUCAGACAAUAUGUUAUCCCAAAGGGCACCACUAUAUUCCCUGUUCUGCAGUCGGUCCUAGGUGACAGCAGAGAAUUUCCAAAGCCAGAGCAAUUUAACCCAGGACAUUUCUUGGAUGAAAAUGGUGCCUUUAGGAAGAGUGACUUCUUCAUUCCUUUUUCUGCAGGGAAACGGAUUUGUGUGGGAGAGGCUCUGGCUCGGAUGGAGCUAUUUUUGCUACUGACAACGAUUUUGCAGAAUUUUACCUUGAAAUCUCGCAUUGACCCCAAAGACAUUGAUAUAACUCCGCUACCAAGUGCAGGGAUAAGUGCACCAAAACCAUACCAGCUCUGUGUUUUGCCUCGAUAAAGACCAUGAAAAGUCAUCUCCGUGUCCUACACCAGUAGUGAAUUUGAUUGUCUAUGAUCCUGGACUCAUUAGUACAGUGACAGAAAUGAACUCACUGUCUCGAAACAGAAAGCUAAAUAAUCUGGCUUUUUAAGUAACUGUGA